AUGGCAGCCGAGAGUUAUGAUCCGACCGUACCUCUUGACGAGAGCCUCAAAGAGACCGUUACUUUCCACGGGAGAGAAUACCAACAAUAUUCAUUGCAGAAUAAUGUGUACUUCUCUCCCAUAGAUGAAGACGAAGUUGAACGGCUCCAGGUCGCCCAUGAGGCCUUCAGAAAAGUAUUCGACAACCGUUUGAUUUUCCCGCCCGUUCAUCGGUUGAGAAAGGUUCUCGACUGCGGUUUCGGCACAGGGGCUUGGGCGGCCGAGGUUGCCGCGGAGUACCCAAGAUGUGAGUGCCCGGGUAAUAUCGGUAGUGAGACUUUUCAAGAUCACGAUUUCAAUCCGACUGCGUCUCUGGCUUCGAAGACAAAACAGCAGAAGGCGGUUGACGAUUGCGUUUUCGAAUCAUACGCUAGAAUUAAGAAAGAUCACAAAGUCCUCGGAAUCGACGUCAGCCCUCACAUGGCACAAGACGAUGAUCUGCCAAAUCUUGAUUUUCAGGUUGAUGACCUGAAUAGGAGAUUCACAUUCGAUACAGGCGAAUUCGAUCUGGUGCACAGUCAGAUGGUUGCAGGGGGUAUAAACGCUGGACGAUGGAAAAGUUACCUGAAAGACAUGUAUCGAGUAAUACGACCUGGCGGUUGGUGUCAAAUCGUCGAGAUAUAUUACCAAGCACAAUCAGACAACGGGUCUCUAACGGACGGCCAUGGCAAAUCAGACAGUGGACUUCGACAAUGGUCCAAGCUGUACAUGCAGGGCGUCAGCGAUCUGAAAGACCCAAGAGCACCAGUCCGGAUGGAUGCCCUUGUUCGCCAUGCCGGCUUCACGGAAGUCGAGUCGCGAGUUAUGCAGAUGCCAAUGUGCGGGUGGCCAACUGGUAUGACUGCUUUUCUCCGUGGCCAUUGGGUUGUUGCCUUUGCUAACACCGGCAUUAAAGAUCCCCGAAUGAACGAAGUCGGACGAAUAAAUAGGGAAAAUGUGCAGAGAUUGUUGUCAUCGCAGGCGAUGUACAUCUUCACUGAGAAACUAGGAAUGCCUUACGACCAAGCCCAGGUGCUCAUCGCACAGGCACGAUUAGAAGCAAACAACCCGGCAAUUAAGAUGCCCGAAACCGGGUAA
Messenger RNA from Sporothrix schenckii 1099-18, 1116 nucleotides. RefSeq lists its product as uncharacterized. The record is from RefSeq and is a predicted model, not a curated record. The coding region runs from base 1 to 1116 and encodes 371 amino acids. Lineage: Eukaryota; Fungi; Ascomycota; Sordariomycetes; Ophiostomatales; Ophiostomataceae. The transcript has 9 exons. Gene Ontology annotation, molecular function: methyltransferase activity.